UGUGUGUGUGUGUGUGUGUGUGUGUGUGUGUGUGUGUGUGUGUGUUCCCAUUAGCUGUGUGUAGAAGAUUAAGCAGAGCUUAGUUGACUUGUUACUUUCCGCUCUCUACUCUGGGACAGCUUUUCAUGGCUUCAUGUCUGCUGACUUCGCAGGAAUAAUGCCGGACAGCGAUAUGACUUCAGAUUAGAUCCAUCUGCACCCUUUCUACAGAAACUGAUAGCACCUUGAAGCUGGGCACCAUGAGGCUGUUUCCACUGUGGCUGCUGAUGUUCGGGGUCUUUCAAAGAACCACUUCUCAGUUUCCUGGGUGGAUUGGUGAGAUGGAAGGUAGUGAGACGGUAUGGCUUUCCCAACCAGAUUUCAUAGAGGACAUCUAUUGGUCCGGGUCAGCGCCUCUUUGUUUAGGAGGCUGUAAGGCUCAACACGCGGAGCUGAGGAAGGACCGCUGUGGAGACUCGAGCUGCUGCUGGCUCGGAUACAAGUCCCUGUGCAGAGUGAACUGUGGGAGGCCUGAUGUGGACUAUAACGGACAGGUGUUUGGUACCGACUGGUGGGUGGGCUCUGUGCUGAGGUACACCUGUCACCCUGGCUUCAUGCUGGUGGGGAACCCGACCAGAACCUGCCAGUCUGACGGCCUCUGGACCCCGAGACCUACCUGCCUCAGAAUGUGUGCGCAGGGACGCGUUGAGGUCAGUGAGAGGGAACUAAACGGGACGUGUAACUCCACCUGUGAGAACAAGAGCUACUUCGGCCCGCCAAAACUGGGCUGCUCUCGCUUGGACAACUGCAGGGGCAAAGAGACCGGCUGGAAGCGGUUCUUUGCACAGUGUGUCCCUUGCAUAUGUGAAUGUGCUUUGUCAUGUGGUGAGUUGCUUCCCCGCCACUCUGUCAAACAUAAAGGACGAACUGUUGUAUAAGGAGACCAUGUUGCAAUGUUGUCUCACUGCCAAUGCACUUCCACGUGGUUAAUUAUUGCUUAAAAUGUGAACACAACGACAGCUUGUACGCUGCAGAGCCACGCAUGUUUUUGCUGCUUCAUCCUAUUUUGUGGAAAAUAAGAGGACUUCAAUCCAAAUCUUUUGAGACAUUACUUUUCUAUCUCUGGCACACGGAAGCUAAAAAUGUCAUCUUGGUUUUUAUUUAAGGAUUUCACACCGCGACUAAAAGAUUUCAUGUUCAAAUCCCUCCGUGUCAGGAAAUAUUAGCAAAGCCUAACUGCUAAAUUCAGUCGAUUUGUGUCACGUGAGGUGGCAGAAGGGUCAUGAAAAGAAAGUGGGGUGACUUUUAAAACAGUCUCUGAGAGGCUGUGUCAGACUUGGGUCAAAUAUUUAUUUGAAAUAGAAUUCAAUAUUGUCUUAAAUAAAAAGUUGAACCUG
Molecule: messenger RNA, 1376 nt
Organism: Notothenia coriiceps (black rockcod)
Lineage: Eukaryota; Metazoa; Chordata; Actinopteri; Perciformes; Nototheniidae
Product: CUB and sushi domain-containing protein 1
Exons: 4
Coding region: 240-917 (225 amino acids)
Source: RefSeq, a predicted model, not a curated record